UCCAAGAUGGCGCCCCUAGGCGCUGGGAGUGGGUGACCAGUGGCGGGGAAGCGGCCUGGGUUGGCCCUCGGGUUGCGGGGUCCGGGGGCGUCUCUCCGGGUCCCCACCUCAGGCCCGCCUACAACGCCUUCCCCGGGCCAGAGCAAUGGCCUCCGAGAACAGCAAGCAGUUUUGGAAGAGGAGCGCCAAGCUGCCGGGGAGCAUCCAGCCUGUGUAUGGAGCACAACACCCCCCUCUGGACCCUCGGCUUACCAAACACUUCAUUAAAGAACGGUCAAAAGUCAACGCAGUUCCUCUGAAGAACAAGAAAGCCUCCAGUUUUCAUGAGUUUGCUCGGAAUACCAGUGAUGCUUGGGACAUUGGUGAUGAUGAGGAAGAGGACUUUUCCUCACCUCCUUUUCAGACUUUGAACUCAAAGGUUGCUUUAGCCACUGCUGCCCAGGUCCUGGAAAACCACAGCAAGCUGAGGGUGAAACCAGAACGAUCCCAAUCAACAACAUCCGACGUCCCUGCCAACUACAAGGUCAUCAAGUCCAGCAGUGAUGCCCAGCUCUCCAGAAACUCCAGUGAUACAUGCCUGAGGAACACUCUUCACAAGCAGCAGUCACUCCCUCUCCGGCCCAUCAUCCCCCUCGUUGCCCGGAUCUCGGAUCAGAAUGCUUCAGGAGCUCCCCCAAUGACUGUGAGGGAGAAAACCCGCCUAGAAAAAUUCCGGCAGCUUCUCUCCAGUCACAACACUGACUUAGAUGAACUGAGGAAGUGCAGCUGGCCAGGGGUUCCCAGGGAAGUUCGGCCUGUAACCUGGAGACUCCUGUCGGGCUAUCUCCCAGCAAACACUGAGCGGAGGAAGUUGACCCUACAGCGGAAGCGGGAGGAAUAUUUUGGCUUCAUUGAGCAGUAUUAUGACUCUCGAAACGAGGAGCAUCACCAGGAUACCUACCGACAGAUUCACAUUGACAUUCCAAGGACAAAUCCUCUCAUUCCAUUGUUCCAGCAGCCACUUGUACAGGAGAUCUUUGAAAGAAUUCUGUUUAUUUGGGCCAUUCGACACCCUGCCAGUGGGUAUGUCCAGGGAAUUAACGACCUGGUCACUCCGUUCUUUGUCGUCUUCCUCUCAGAAUAUGUAGAAGAGGAUGUGGAGAACUUUGACGUGACCAACUUGUCUCAGGACAUGCUGCGAAGCAUUGAAGCGGACAGCUUUUGGUGCAUGAGCAAACUACUGGAUGGAAUCCAGGAUAACUACACCUUUGCUCAACCGGGAAUCCAGAAGAAGGUCAAGGCACUAGAAGAGCUUGUCAGCCGAAUUGAUGAGCAGGUACAUAAUCACUUCAGGAAGUACGAGGUCGAAUAUCUACAGUUCGCCUUUCGUUGGAUGAACAAUUUGCUUAUGCGAGAGCUUCCCCUUCGCUGCACCAUCCGCCUGUGGGACACCUACCAGUCUGAACCAGAAGGGUUCUCCCACUUCCAUCUCUAUGUGUGUGCAGCCUUCUUGAUCAAGUGGAGGAAAGAGAUCUUGGAUGAGGAGGACUUUCAGGGUCUCCUCAUGCUGCUACAGAACCUACCUACGAUACACUGGGGCAACGAAGAGAUUGGGCUGCUUCUUGCGGAGGCAUACAGACUCAAGUACAUGUUUGCCGAUGCUCCCAAUCACUACCGCCGAUAGGUGCUGUCUCCCCAUAUGGACCCAGACUGCCCCCAUCUCUGAUGGCAAUCUGAUCACUGUGGCCACUGUGCGAGCUGUGGACCCCGGCCGGAACCACUCCUGCUGUAAAAAGCUCACACCCGUCGCCCAGGUCUUAACUUUCGGCGUGCCUGUCCACCACUCCAUGUUUGUGGGUGUGUCUCUUGGACCACUAUCAGUAUUCCGUGCCAUGUGGAUGGGCCCAGGUCUGGGAGAAAACAGAAAAGGAGGUACAGGGUCAUCUGCCCCUCUAAAAGAAACUGGAUAAAAGAAGGGGAAGGCUCAGGGUCUCUCAACUCACAUUCUUCCUACAUGGACUGGCUUUCACCUCCCAGACCCAACUGAUGUCCUUGUUCCUUGUGACGUAGUUUAAUUUGAUCGCAGGUCAGAAACGCCGUCUGUUUAAGGCUCCUGGCCCUUCUCUCUCCCUGCUCUCCUGGCCCUUCCCAUUGCACCCUGACUGAGCCAGUGAGGGCAGGUUUUCAAGACAAUUGCUCUCAGGUGGAAGAGGCACCAAUGGUCAUCACUCUGGGAAGAGGCAGACACCCAAGGGCUAGGAGUGUUAUUUUUUCUUUUCUCACCAGAUGUCUGUGUGUGCAUGUCUGUGUGCAUGUGUCUACAUGUGCACAUACCCGCCUAUCAGCAUUUAAGUAUGUGUUUGAAUGUCUCUGACCAGACUGGCCCCAUAAAAUCCAUUUGGGAAGGGUCCUAGGGACCAGGUGUCCAAGCUUCCUUAAGAAGGAUCAGGGUAGAGGAGGGAGGAGAGGUGGUUUUACCUCUCCAAACCCUCCUUCUAUGAUGACCCACUCCAAGACAUUAUGUGUAAAUUGUGUUAUUAUGUAUAUGGGUAAAGAUGUACAAAUAUAUGUCCUCUUUGUAGCAGAUAUGAUUUUAUAUUUAUAAUGUGCAUCAACAUGUGAAAGCAAUCUAGGUCACUAGCACAGUUGAAGUUGCCAGGCCAGCAGCUUCAGCGACUCCAGGUUG
Chrysochloris asiatica (Cape golden mole) is the source of this 2665-nucleotide messenger RNA. RefSeq names its product TBC1 domain family, member 22B (gene TBC1D22B). Gene Ontology annotation, molecular function: GTPase activator activity. The record is from RefSeq and is a predicted model, not a curated record. Bases 146 to 1663 code for a protein of 505 amino acids. NCBI's taxonomy places the organism in Eukaryota, Metazoa, Chordata, Mammalia, Afrosoricida, Chrysochloridae. The transcript is spliced from 13 exons. Gene Ontology annotation, biological process: activation of GTPase activity.